AUGUCUCUUCACAGACUCCUCCGGAAUGGAUCGGCAACUGUCCACCGUGCUCUGCUUCCGACAAGGAAUUCAAUGAUAUGUAGAGCGCCGCAAGUUGUAAAGGAAAGAACAGCCACUCCACAAUUUCCAUCACAGCUCCGACAUGCGUCAACAGCGAGCGUAUCGGGUGAAGCUCCUGCUCAGGCAGCCUCUCGAACUGGAUUACGAGCAGCCCUCGGCUUUGCGCUACUCUCUAUUACGUAUACACUGGGAGUACUCUACCCACCCGAUCUCUACACCUUAGUCUACCCUCGCGAAGCACCUCCGUCACCAGAGAAGGGUUCCAAAGAAGCGCUCCGGGCCGCAGCAGAGUUAGAGAAACAACUCUGGCAAAUUCCGCUCGUUAGAGAGCUCGCACAAAAGUCGUAUCCUCUCAACGCGGAUACUGUCCCGGCUCAGUUCCUAGGCCCAAAGGACAUUGCUGGUGUGAAUAGCCGGAAGAAUUUGAAUGCCUCGACCACCGACAAUCCGGGGACAGAGGUUCCAACGCAUUAUAUGGUGCGGCCAUAUCUGAACCUGGCCCCCGGGAAGAUGGCCAUCCCCCCUCUCCUCUUCAUCGAAACAAACGAAAAGGCCUUGACUGGUGUUAUCCAUCUCGGUAGGAGCAUCUGUGGACAUGAUGGCAUCGUACAUGGAGGUGCUAUUGCAACAAUGUUCGACGACGCUUUUUUCAGGACAGGAGUCAUGAGCUUUCCGGCUAAAAUUGGAGUGACGGCGUGGCUCAGGAUCGAAUACAAGGCGCCUACGAGGGCAGAUCAAUUUGUAGUGUUCAAGACCAAGGUCGACAAGGCAGAAGGCCGCAAGGUCUUUUUGUCUGGACAUAUGGAAGACUUGGAAGGGAAUCUGCUCGUCAAAGCAGAAGCCCUCUUCGUUCAGCCCAAGUAUGCUCACCUCGUGCAGAGCGAGGAGCGGGCGAAGCAUUAUCUGAAUCGCCCCGCUGCAAUCGCAAACACCGUAGAGCCCGUCUCGGAAAGUUCGGACAUGAAAUGA
Messenger RNA from Serendipita indica DSM 11827, 1029 nucleotides. NCBI's taxonomy places the organism in Eukaryota, Fungi, Basidiomycota, Agaricomycetes, Sebacinales, Serendipitaceae. The record is from the annotation of a GenBank genome assembly.